This is a messenger RNA of Magnolia sinica, 2737 nucleotides long. Its product is annotated as protein PSK SIMULATOR 1. Gene Ontology annotation, biological process: positive regulation of growth. Lineage: Eukaryota; Viridiplantae; Streptophyta; Magnoliopsida; Magnoliales; Magnoliaceae. The transcript has 13 exons. The record is from RefSeq and is a predicted model, not a curated record. The coding region runs from base 391 to 2385 and encodes 664 amino acids.
CUCCUUAGUGCGUGGGGUUGGCUGAUUUCGGUGGGUGGACUGAGUGCUACAGUAGCGAAGACAAUUUCUCUCUCUCUCUCUCUCUCGUUGUUGUUGUAGCUGUUUUUGUUGGAAAGAUAGAGUGAGGGAGGAAUCAGAACAUGUUGUGCAAUAAUUUCUCAUAGAUCCAUUAUAGCUACAAUCUUUCUUCGUUGUUGAAUGGUGUUGACGGGUUGGAGAUUCGGCUGUUCUCGUGGGAAGAUUUGUUAUAGCAUAAUUUGGUUUUGUUUCGAUGGAUAUGAGAUUCGGUAGUGAUUGAAGGUGGAAUCGUUAUUAGAAAUUUCAGAUAAAUUACAAUUUUCUUUUAUAUGGAAUGUGCGAGUAGUAGAAACUAAGACAAUUGGUAUCACGAUGGGAGGGAUUUGCUCAAGGAGAUCCACUGUCGAUAUUUCACCUGGUGGAAUUCUACCGCGUGCCAAUGGUCAUUUUGAUAAUCAUGAACCUUAUCAAUCUCGUGGACUCUCAACAAAGGAGAAAAGUAAUAGGACUCCACUAUCAGCAGUAGAGAAUGUGGAUAAGCAGUUGAGGGAACCUGUCUCAUUUUCUGAGAGGUCCACGCCAGGGCAUGGGAAUGAUAUCGAUCAGAUGGAUAUGGGGCCAGGGGACCCGCGGUUGUCAAGAGCUCUGUCGCACAAAUCUAGAUCGACUAAGUCGAAGCCGGGAGUGGCUGCAAAGAUUGGUGCGACCAAGGUUUCUGAAGUGAGCUCACUUUUGGGCAGAGCUGGCACUGUUGGGCUUGGAAAGGCAGUGGAGGUUUUGGACACGCUUGGGAGUAGCAUGACAAAUUUGAACCUCAGCAGUGGAUUUGGCUCAGGGGUGGCAACCAAAGGAAAUAAAAUAUCUAUUUUGUCUUUUGAGGUUGCAAACACAAUAGUUAAGGGUGCGAAUCUCAUGCAAUCCCUUUCAAAGGAAAACAUAAAGCACUUGAAAGAAGUGGUGCUUCCUUCAGAAGGUGUACAAACUUUAGUAUCUAAAGAUAUGGAUGAACUACUGACUAUUGCCUCUGUUGACAAGAGGGAUGAGCUGAAGGUUUUUUCAGGAGAAGUGGUUCGUUUUGGAAAUCGUUGUAAGGAUCCGCAGUGGCACCACUUGGACCGCUAUUUUGAUAAACUUGGUUCCGAAAUUACCCCACAGAGGCAAUCAAGAGAGGAGGCUGAAGCAGUUAUGCAGCAGUUGAUGACUUUGGUUCAGUAUACAGCUGAAUUAUACCACGAGCUGCAUGCCUUGGACAGAUUUGAACAAGAUUAUCGAAGGAAACUACAGGAAGAGGAGAAUUCAAAUGCAGUUCAAAGAGGAGACAGCCUAGCAAUCUUAAGGGCAGAGUUAAAAAGCCAAAGGAAGCAUGUAAGAAGUCUUAAGAAAAAAUCACUCUGGUCCAAGAUUUUGGAAGAGGUAAUGGAGAAGCUUGUGGACAUUGUCCACUUCUUACAUCUAGAGAUCCAUGAUGCUUUCGGUAGUGCAGAUGGUGAUAAGCCAGUCAAGGGAUCUCUCUACAAUCAUCAGAGACUGGGUUCUGCUGGCCUUGCAUUGCACUAUGCAAAUAUCAUCAAUCAAAUUGAUACUCUCGUAUCUCGAUCCAGUUCUGUGCCUCCAAAUACAAGGGACACGUUAUACCAAGGACUGCCACCUAGCGUAAAGUCAGCUUUACGCUCGAAGUUACAAUCAUUUCAUGUCAAAGAAGAGCUCACUGUUCCUCAAAUCAAAGCCGAGAUGGAGAAAACUUUGCACUGGCUCGUCCCAAUUGCUACUAACACAACCAAGGCACAUCAUGGUUUUGGUUGGGUUGGAGAGUGGGCAAAUACAGGUUCUGAGAUGAAUCGAAAGCCAGCUGGACAAAAUGACAUAAUCCGGAUAGAGACACUCCAUCAUGCAGACAAGGUGAAGACUGAGUCCUACAUACUCGAGUUAGUAGUGUGGCUUCACCAUCUCAUCAGCCAGUCAAGGUCUGGGGCUAAUGGUGGCAUCAAGUCUCCUAUUAAAUCUCCAAUGCGGUCGCAUAUGCAAACGAAUUCGAUAGUACAAUUGCCUGCAAACAAAUCCAAUGCACCUUCUUCCAUACUAACCCUGGAGGACCAGGAAUUGCUACGCGACGUGAACUUCAGAAAAUUGACACCCGGAAUAAGCAAAAGCCAGGAAUUCGACACUGUGAAGACUAGAUUGAACAAGCACAACCGGCUGAGUAAAAGUAAUAGCCAUUCCCCUACCACUGGAAGUAAGAAGGAGGCAUUUAGCAUAAGAAGGCUGACAUCCACCGUUCCCGUCAUUGACUUCGACAUUGAUAGGAUCAAAGCAUUGGACGUCAUCGAUAGAGUGGACACUUUUAGAAGCUUAUCAAAUUCCAUGUGAAGAUUUGUGUCUUUGUCUGUGCUAAGUGUAGGCUGGCUGGGCACAUGCAUCCCAUUGGAUUCCUAUUAGUGGAGUGGGGUGAGAAUCCAAAGAAGAUUGAUCUGAUGUGGGGCCUGUGGGGUGCAGAGGAAAUUUAUGUAAAGAUAUGUGGAGAUGAUGAGUGAUACAAAUGGAUACUUUUGUAAGUAAAUGAUAGAAGAUGAACAUGGGUGGUUUGUAUUAUACAAGGGAAUUUAUGGAUCACUCCAUUGCAAAUGUUUGGAGAUCAGUUUUUCCAAAGGAACUUUGUUUCUCAUGUAUGUACCAGGUACGCACGCAAUGAUUUUCUUAAUAAUUCAAGUCCACGUUUUCA